Betta splendens (Siamese fighting fish) is the source of this 1686-nucleotide messenger RNA. It is a transcript of the gene kcnmb2a, whose product is annotated as potassium large conductance calcium-activated channel, subfamily M, beta member 2. Bases 360 to 1154 code for a protein of 264 amino acids. The record is from RefSeq and is a predicted model, not a curated record. Gene Ontology annotation, biological process: potassium ion transport; detection of calcium ion. The transcript is spliced from 5 exons. Gene Ontology annotation, molecular function: calcium-activated potassium channel activity; potassium channel regulator activity. Gene Ontology annotation, cellular component: voltage-gated potassium channel complex; membrane. NCBI's taxonomy places the organism in Eukaryota, Metazoa, Chordata, Actinopteri, Anabantiformes, Osphronemidae.
GGGAACGCUGUGUUCAGGAUCUGCAGAGAGCGAGAGGAGACACACGGGAGAUGUUGUUGUUGUGAACACAAUGACUUUGUGUUGACAGCAGAAGAGGUUUGGACACAGCAGGUAGUAGCUCAUCGGCAUCGAGGCCUUUCAUCCGCAGCUAUCUGCCGUGUUGUUUAACUUAAUCGUGUCCCUUUGUGUUCAAAUCGCCAUGUUUACUCAGCUCCGCUGUAUCAGCGGUGCUUCCUGUCCCAGCACAGCGUAGUGCGGUCACAACCAGGAAGUCUUGUUUAAAGGGUUACCACUAAAAGCCUUUAUUUUGAGUUUUAUUUGUACGCAUAGAUUUUUAAAAUCCUCAACAUACAUCAUAAAUGACAAAUAUGCACCAAAGGUCUUUCCAGCGAUCUUUCCAUUCCGCCUCGCUGGGCACCAGAGGACGUGCAUCAUCCAAAAAGAUGUUCUUAGUGACAGGAGCCAAGCGCACAGCAGACUCGGGCCGAGGGAACGAGAGGAGGUCGAUCUACCAGAGGUUUCGUGAGGUGGAUUUACUGGACAAAAAAAAGACGGUGACGGCGCUGAAGCCUGGAGAGGACCGGGCCAUUCUUCUGGGUCUCGGGAUGAUCCUCUGUUCCGUCAUGAUGUACUUUGUCCUGGGGAUCACGAUCCUGCGCUCCUAUGCAGACAGUGUGUGGACGGAGGAGAGUGUGUGCGUCGUCCUCAACUCCUCGGUGACAGCGGACGUGAACUGCUCCUACAACUGCGGGUCAGACUGCUGGAGAGUCUCCAAGUACCCCUGUCUGCAGGUCUAUGUGAGCGUCAAUAACACGGGCCGUGUCAGCCGUUUAUCCCACAAUGAAGACACCCAGGACACCGGCUCUGAAUGCUUCUACAUGCCCAGGUGCCAGAAGGACAGCGUGGCCAUGCACGCCGCGAUCCGAAACAUCUCCGAGCGCCUGAGGACGAGGCGGCUGAUCCCCUGCUACUACGACCCCAGCGAGCAGCAGGAGGCCGUGCUGCUGACGCGGCUGUACGACCACGCGGCCGUCGUCCACGCGCUGCUCUGGCCCUCCUGCAUGCUCGCGGGGGGGGCCCUCAUCAUCGUGAUGGUGAGGCUCACGCAGUAUCUGUCCAGGCUGUGCGAGGAGAUAGGGAAGAUCAAGAGGUGAAGCGUCCGGCAGCUGCGGGCGUCGGGCGCCCGCGGGUUGACGCGACGACGGACGUGGCGCGACAGAGGUUGCCGGGAGUCAACAGCCUUUUUGUGACCUCCUGCAAACCUUCUUUUUUGGCAAAGACAUUUGGAACAGCUGACUUUCCCUCUGAGGAUGUUUAUAAAAGUGAACUGAAUGUUCCAAAGGGAAAACUGUCAAACUUGUAACUGACAUUUAUUAUACAGAUACAGGGAAACAAUGGCUGGGUUUUACCUAAUGUUUACAAUGUAAAUGAUUCAGAGUUGAAUUGGUUACAAAGAUGUUUAUUACACUUUUAAUCUUACUACGGUGUUUAAUGAGCAUGUGGUUGAUUGGAAUGCUAUUGAUUCAAAACUUGUUUUAUGGGCCUUGUUUUGUGGUUGUUAAUGAUUGUGGAUUUUCUGUUGUCUUGAUAAUACCGUUUACUGACACUGUAAUGCUUCUUCCAUUUUAUACCCACUAUUCCAAUGACCAGGAUUAUGAAAUACAGUGCUUGUGCUCCAUGAGCCGA